AACGAGUGUCUCGGUUCUGUCGUUGAAAACUACGAGAGUCUGGGUCUCGCGUUUGUGCUGAUCACCCUUGUACUCAUGCACUUUAUUGAGUGCGAGAGUUCGGUGUUCUUCGGUGCCCAGGGCUCCAUGCUCCACGGUCAUGGUCAUGCUCACGGUGAGGCGCUCGUACAAGAAGCUGUUAUUACUCCUGAAGGCGCAAUGACCCCACGACCGGCUGACCACCCUUAUCACGAUAAGUCUCUGGACCAAAGUGAAGUAAACUCCAAGAUCCGCCGCAAAAUCGCUACGCUUAUCUUUGAAGCUGGCGUUAUCUUCCACUCCAUCAUCAUCGGUCUUGACCUGGGAGUCACUACUGGUUCCGAGUUCAAGACUCUUCUGGCGGCGCUGUGUUUCCACCAGUUCUUCGAGGGUGUCGCUAUCGGCACGUCUGCUCUCAGCUCGCUUGAGAGUAAGGGGAAACUCUUAAUGGUCAACUUCGCCUUUGCCAUCACGACGCCUGUUGGUCAGGUCAUUGGCAUUGCCAUCCGUAGCACGUACUCGGACUCGUCCACCACUGCUCUGUGGGUACAGGGCAUUCUCAACUGCGUUGCUGGUGGCAUUCUGCUGUACACGGGACUGGUGGAGCUACUGACGUACAAUAUGACCACGAACGGCCAGUUCCUGUCGCGUCCGGCGGCGCAGCGUUUUGCGUUAUACAUUUCUCUGUGGUUGGGUGCUGGUUUGAUGGCGCUCAUCGGCAAGUGGGCGUAAGUAGUUGUAAAGUCUAAGCGAACCUACAAGUGAAUGAAGUAUUUAGUUACUGCGUCCUUGCAAGCAGCUAACCAUUAUCCGUAUUGUACCGACCGAAAAGCAUGAUCUUUUGAGAUCUUUUGACAUAAAAAAACAGUGGAG
This is a messenger RNA of Phytophthora nicotianae INRA-310, 891 nucleotides long. RefSeq lists its product as hypothetical. The coding region runs from base 76 to 750 and encodes 224 amino acids. Gene Ontology annotation, biological process: zinc ion transmembrane transport. Gene Ontology annotation, molecular function: zinc ion transmembrane transporter activity. Gene Ontology annotation, cellular component: plasma membrane. Lineage: Eukaryota; Oomycota; Peronosporomycetes; Peronosporales; Peronosporaceae. The record is from RefSeq and is a predicted model, not a curated record. The transcript has a single exon.